AUGUCCCUUUUACGUUGCAUUCCCCGAACCACCUCUAUAUCUCGCUCCUUCUCUUCCAUAUCCGCUCGAGCUUAUUCCGCCGGUAUACCUCAACCUUCCUACCCAGUCCAGGAUAAACAACCUUCUUCCUCAACUCCUCAAAAUCUCCAACAGUCCCCCAACGUAGCUACGACAUGGUCGACGGGCCAGAACCCCAAACCCCACGCAUAUGAUAACCAGCGAUUCGAGCAGACCGCCCUGCAGUUCCAGCCUAAUGCCCCUUCCGCUAUGGGGAUGGUCAGUGAGGAUCCAGUGAGGUUGGUCAAUGGACGAAGAGCUACUUGUGAUGGUGGUAUGGGAGCUCUUGGACACCCUAAAAUUUUCAUCAACCUCGAUAAGCCAGGACCCAAAGUGUGUGGAUACUGCGGUACUCGAUUCGAGCAAGCGCAUCACGAACAUUAG
Molecule: messenger RNA, 441 nt
Organism: Kwoniella botswanensis
Lineage: Eukaryota; Fungi; Basidiomycota; Tremellomycetes; Tremellales; Cryptococcaceae
Exons: 5
Coding region: 1-441 (146 amino acids)
Biological process (GO): mitochondrial electron transport, NADH to ubiquinone
Source: RefSeq, a predicted model, not a curated record